Closterium sp. NIES-65 is the source of this 2112-nucleotide messenger RNA. The record is from the annotation of a GenBank genome assembly. Lineage: Eukaryota; Viridiplantae; Streptophyta; Zygnematophyceae; Desmidiales; Closteriaceae.
AUGGGCGCUAGUGUUGCCGGUUACCGCAAGAUCAUAGGCAAUUGCCAGACGAACGCCAUGUACCUAAAGAAGGCCAUCGAGGACAUGGGGUGCUUUGACAUCCUCUCCAAGGACGUUGGUGUGCCCCUUGUCACCUUUGCACUCAAGGAAAAGGAUGGCUCGUUUAAUGAGUAUGACAUUGCUGACAUGCUGAAACAUGAAGAUGUGGAGGACCGGGCCACCACCGCUCCACGCACAGUCACUCCGGCAGCCCCCACUGCUGCUGCUCCUGCAGUUUCUUCCAUCCCUGAGGAGGCGCCCGUGGCAGGGGAAGCCCCCAAGCCAAAGUCCAGGCUCGCACGGAAUCUGGAUGCGGACGAGGGAUAUGUGCUGUCGCCGCUGGCGGGCACGCGGCUGAUGCCGCCCAAUAAGCUGGAGCACAGCCACUCAAUGGACACAUCUGCGCUGCGCCAGCGCACCUUCAGGGUUUUUAAGAAGAACAGCAUUGCCAAGACUAAUGGGCUGACCGGGCAGUUUGUCGAGCAUCAGGGCAUGGUGAAUGCAGGGUCACCUGUGCCGAGCCUGUGGUAUCAGAUUGCCAAGGAAGGUAUCCCCAAGGAGGCGGCUUAUCAGAUGAUUCACGACGAGCUGCUGCUGGAUUGCAACCCGCGGCUCAAUCUGGCGUCGUUCGUGACGACAUGGAUGGAGCCUGAGUGCGACCGGCUCAUUAUGGAAUCCCUUAACAAGAAUUACAUCAACAUUGAGGAGUACCCAGUCACCAAUGAACUCCAGGAGCGCUGCGUGAAUAUUAUCGCGAAUCUAUUCAACGCACCUCUUGGGGAUGGAGAGGGCGCGAUCGGCGCGGGGUGCGUGGGGUCGUCAGAGGCAAUCAUGCUGGCGGGACUCGCGUUCAAGCGCAAGUGGCAGGAGAAGCGUAAGGCGCAGGGGAAGCCGUACGAUAAGCCCAACUUCGUCUGCGGCUCUGAAGUCCAGGUGUGCUGGGAGAAGUUUUCUAAUUACUUCGAGGUGGAGACCAAGUUCGUGAAUGUGAAGGAAGGGUCGUUCGUGAUGGACCCGCACGAUGCCGUGGAGGCUGUUGACGAAAACACCAUCUGCAUCUGUGGCAUUCUCGGGUCCACCUAUAACGGGGAAUUUGAGGACAUCAAGCUUCUGAACGAUCUUCUCAUGGAGAAGAAUGCCAAGACGGGGUGGGACACGCCGAUCCACGUGGACGCGGCGAGCGGGGGGUUCGUGGCGCCGUUCCUGUGGCCGGAGCUGGAGUGGGACUUCCGGCUGCCCACGGUGCGGUCCAUCAACGUGAGCGGGCACAAGUACGGGCUCGUGUACCCCGGCGUGGGGUGGGUGGUGUGGCGCAGCAAGGCCGACCUCCCCGAGGACCUCAUCUUCCACGUCAACUACCUGGGCGCUGACCAGCCCACCUUCACGCUCAACUUCUCCAAAGGCUCCAGCCAGCUGAUCGCACAGUAUUACCAGUUUGUCCGCCUUGGCUUUGAGGGCUACCGCAAGAUCAUAGGCAACUGCCAGACGAACGCCAUGUAUCUGAAGAAGGCCAUCGAGGACAUGGGGUGCUUUGAGAUCCUCUCCAAGGAUGUUGGUGUGCCACUCGUCACCUUCGCUCUUAAGGAGAAGAAUAGCAAUUUCAACGAGUAUGACAUUGCUGAUGUGCUGAAGCAGUUCGGGUGGAUCAUCCCCGCCUACACCAUGGCACCUGAUCUUGAACACGUUACAAUGUUGCGCGCUCUCGUCCGAGAGGACUUCUCUCGCUCGCUUGCGGAUCGCUUCCUGAACGACCUGCGCAUGACAGUAAAGAUGCUGGAGGACAGGGGCGUGGGUAUGCCCCGCACCAAAUCCACGGCUGAGGCCGCUGCUGCUGCGGUUGCCUCGGUGCCCGAACAUAAGCCCAUUACAGUAGAGGUUCCCAAGCCUGGAUCCAAGCUGGCACGUGACCUGGCAGCGGAUGAGUUGUAUGUGCUGUCGCCGCUGGCAGGCACACGGCUGAUGCCCCCCAGUAAGCUGGAGCACAGCCACUCUAUGGACUCGUCUGCGCUGCGCCAGCGCACCUUCAGGGUGUUCAAGAAGAACAGCAUUGCCAAGACCAACGGGGUGUGCUAG